Messenger RNA from Aspergillus luchuensis, 603 nucleotides. It is a transcript of the gene VMA16, whose product is annotated as H(+)-transporting V0 sector ATPase subunit c''. Bases 1 to 603 code for a protein of 200 amino acids. Lineage: Eukaryota; Fungi; Ascomycota; Eurotiomycetes; Eurotiales; Aspergillaceae. Gene Ontology annotation, biological process: proton transmembrane transport. The record is from RefSeq and is a predicted model, not a curated record. Gene Ontology annotation, molecular function: proton-transporting ATPase activity, rotational mechanism. Gene Ontology annotation, cellular component: proton-transporting V-type ATPase, V0 domain. The transcript has 5 exons.
AUGGGUCUCCUCUAUCCUUCCGGUGUUGUAAUCGUGGCAGCAGCGGUGGUAGGACUGUACUACCUCUUCCGCGGUGAAGGCGAAAAGAUUAACAUCGGUUACUUCCUCGAGUCGGUGUCUCCGUAUGCCUGGGCGAACUUUGGAAUUGCCAUGUGCAUUGGCUUGUCGGUGGUUGGUGCGGCAUGGGGUAUCUUCUUGACCGGCUCCUCGAUCGUUGGUGGAGGUGUCAAAGCACCCAGAAUCCGUACCAAGAACUUGAUCUCGAUUAUUUUCUGUGAAGUCGUGGCUAUCUAUGGUGUCAUCAUGGCCAUCGUCUUCUCCUCCAAGCUCAACCUCGUUGAAGGCGAUGAGGCCUUCUCUGGCAGCAACUACUACACCGGAUACGCGCUGUUCUGGGGCGGUAUCACUGUGGGCGCCUGCAAUCUGAUUUGCGGUAUCUCCGUCGGUAUUAACGGAAGUGGUGCGGCCCUGGCCGAUGCUGCUGACCCUAGCUUGUUCGUCAAGAUUCUGGUUAUCGAAAUCUUCAGCUCCGUUCUCGGUCUCUUCGGAUUGAUUGUUGGGCUUCUGGUUGGAGGAAAGGCACUCGACUUUGGAGCUGCUUGA